This is a messenger RNA of Amphiprion ocellaris (clown anemonefish), 6263 nucleotides long. It is a transcript of the gene pde3b, whose product is annotated as phosphodiesterase 3B. Gene Ontology annotation, biological process: signal transduction. Gene Ontology annotation, molecular function: 3',5'-cyclic-AMP phosphodiesterase activity; protein kinase B binding. Gene Ontology annotation, cellular component: membrane. The transcript has 16 exons. Bases 175 to 3492 code for a protein of 1105 amino acids. Lineage: Eukaryota; Metazoa; Chordata; Actinopteri; Pomacentridae. The record is from RefSeq and is a predicted model, not a curated record.
AUUUCUGUAAAAACAACAUCUCACCUUCUUUCUUCAGUCCAAGUGCUGGAGCACGUUUGAGUGACCAUGGAGUGCGUUUGCUGUCAUGUAGUUGAGCGUUAAUACGGCGUGAAAAGCAGCGGAGAGGAGCGGGGGGACUUUGAGCGAGGAGACGAGGAGCCUCGGUUCGGAGCCAUGGCUGCACGGGAGGAAGGAGAGCUUCUGCACGGUAAAACACGGCACCACGACGGCGCUGGAAGUGUAAACAGCUCGGAGGGCUUCAGGAACGGCUAUGUGAAGAGCUGCGUCACCCCCCUGAAACAGGACCAUCACAGGGGAUUUUUGUGGAGCGUGUGCAGGUUUUGCAACGAAGACAUUCUCAAUUCCAAACUGCUCAAGGUCUCUGCCCUGUACGUCGGCGCGUUUGUCGUGUUCGCCUUCUCUUUUCUCAUCUCUAGGAGCUUGCAAAGUGACUCGCUGUGGGAUUUGCGGACUUUUUUGUCGGGCUUCUCCCAGUCCAUCAGUCCUUUAUUCAGCAUAGGAUGUGCUUUCUUCUUCCUGACGUUCUACCUGCGGCGGAGGAAGAAGGAGAGCAGCAGAUGUUGGCUCCUGUCACUGCCAGCGUCGUGUUACCUCGGGGAUUUUUUGGUUUUGCGCUUUUUGCAAUGGGGAGAGGAGCAGCACCAGAUGCAAAUGGUGGGCAGGUUGUUAUUCGUGUUGGGAUGUGUGGGUCUGCUCACGCUCAUCCCGACGCUCAAACUCAAACACAGCGUCCUCAUUCUGGUCUUCGCCAGCGUUGUGUGGCUGGUGUCUUUCACAAGUUUGAGCGGUCUGCCCGCGCUGCUCCGGCCGCUCUUCGCCUGCUUCGCCGGGGUCUCCGGCUCCCUGCUGGGGCUCUGCUUCGACCGCUACUACCCGUCGAGGGAAGCGCCGAGUGGGAUUUCCAGCGCCGAGGAAAAGGUCCCGGUGAUCAGACCCAGGAGGAGGUCCAGCUGCGUGUCUCUGGGGGAGACGUCCACCAGCUAUUAUGGCAGUUGUAAAAUGCCUCGCAGACCUUCUCUGCCCUGCAUAUCCAGAGAACAGAUGAUCCUGUGGGACUGGGAUUUGAAGCACUGGUAUAAACCGCAGUAUCAGGGUGCAGUGAGCGGCAACGGUGUGGAUCUAUCGGUCAUCAACGAGGCCAGAAAUCUGGUGUCAGACCUGCUGAUGGACUCGUCUCUGUCUCCACACACCAUCUCAGCUCUGCGCAGCGUCUCCAGCCUCAUGGGGACGUUCUCGGGGUCGUGCCGCCCCAGAGUCAACCCUUUUACCCCUUUCCCGGGUUUCUAUUCCUGCGAUGAGGUGGAGGACUCCGUUGAGAGGAGCGACAGGAAACCUAUUAAGGGUUUGAGCAGCAGAAACAGCCUCCCAACACCUCAGCCCAGGCGGAGUUCCACCUCCUCGGUGUCCUCCGUGCUCCCUCCUCUGGACUCUGCCUCCUCACGCUGGGAACGUAACAAUGGCAAGAGACCCCACCCUGACCUCAACUUGACCAGCUCAGGUUUGUCCAAUGGGCCCAAUGCAAACUUGCUGACCAUUCCCAAGCAGAGGUCUUCUUCUGUUACCCUCACAUACCAUGCAGGGCCCCGGAGAGCAGGCACAUCUCCCAGCCUGAGCCCAGUCACCUCGCCAAGCCACAGUCCUCCUGUAGUCGGCACAGGUUCUUCAUCAUCGCUUGUUACUCGAUCGCCUGUGGAGUUCCCAGACACGGCUGACUUCCUGACAAAGCCGAGUGUCAAUUUGAACCUGCACAAGCCCUUGGGCUACACACUCAGCUCACCAGAUUUCCAGCAGGCCUUCCGUAGCCCGGCUUUACCUCUCUGCACGAGCUGUGGGCGUCAGAUGCUCAAGGGAGUUUCCAGCGGCGAUACAGGAGAAUCCCAUCAACCGUUUAGCAGCGAGGCUCAACGGAGACGCUCAGCAGGUGAAGGAGUGGAUUUCACAGGGGAGCCUCUGAUCAGGGAGGAGAGCGUGGAGGCAGACGUGUCUGGAGACGGGAAGCCAGACGUCGGAGGAAACCAGGGGUUGGCGGAUGAGGAGAAGGAGAAGAGCCCGAACACAGAGCAGCAGACUCAGGAAUCAGAGGCUGAGCAGGAGUUCAGGUUAGAUCCUAUGCUGGAGGACCACGAGGAUCUAAUGGAGAGGAUGAACACCUGGAACUUCCAAAUCUUUGACCUGGUGGACAAAACAGGAGGGAAGACUGGAAGAGUCCUGAGCUAUGUGACAUACACCCUUUUCCAGGAUAUGUGUCUGUUUGAAAUUUUCAAGAUCCCUGUGAAGGAAUUCAUGACAUACUUCUGUGCUCUGGAGAAUGGCUACAGAGACAUUCCCUAUCAUAACCGGGUCCAUGCUACUGAUGUGCUCCACGCUGUUUGGUACCUGACCACUCGACCAAUCCCUGGGUUCCAGCAGAUCCACAGUGAGCACGUGACAGGAAGUGACACAGAUUCAGAUAGUGGAAUCUCUCCAGGCAGGAUAUCCUACGCCUCCUCCAAGAGCUCCUCAAUUUCAGAUGACAGCUACGGCUGUCUGGCCUGGAACAUACCUGCCCUGGAGCUCAUGGCCCUUUAUGUAGCAGCUGCAAUGCACGACUAUGACCAUCCUGGUCGCACAAAUGCCUUUCUAGUAGCCACUAAUGCACCUCAGGCGGUGCUGUACAACGACCGCUCGGUGCUGGAGAACCACCACGCUGCGUCUGCCUGGAGCCUCUACCUGUCCCGGCCCGAGUUCAACUUCCUGGUCAACCUGGAUCAUGUGGAGUUCAAGCGUUUUCGCUUCCUCGUAAUCGAAGCUAUACUGGCCACAGACCUCAAGAAGCACUUUGACUUCCUGGCUGAGUUCAACUCCAAAGUGAACGAUGUGAACAGUCCAGGAAUUGAUUGGACCAAUGAGAACGACAGACUGCUGGUGUGCCAAGUGUGUAUCAAGCUGGCAGACAUCAACGGGCCGGCCAAAGUCCGUGACUUGCACCUCAAGUGGACAGAAGGCAUCGUCAAUGAGUUUUAUGAGCAGGGAGAUGAGGAGGCCAGGUUGGGAUUACCCAUCAGCCCCUUCAUGGACCGCUCAUCCCCUCAGCUGGCCAAGCUACAGGAGUCCUUCAUCACCCACAUCGUAGGGCCGCUUUGUAACUCCUACGAUGCUGCUGGCCUACUUCCUGGCCACUGGAUCAAUGAAGCGGGAUCAGAUGAAGACGAUGAGGAGGGGCAGGUGGACAUAGACACGGAUGAAGAUGAGGACGAGGAGGAUGAGCUUGAAGAUGAGCUGGCACCAAGAAGGAGGAAAAGCCGCCGCCGGUUGUUCUGCAGCAUCAUGCAGCACCUGACGGAGAACCACAAGGUGUGGAAGAAGAUCAUCGAGGAGGAGGACAAGAGCAAAGAGCUCGGCAAACAGCUGCCGGCAGACAGCUUGCCCACCUCCCCGUCAGAUGACAUCCAGGUGAUCCAGGAGGAGGAGGAGGGAGAGGAGCGUCAGUAGCAGGACACAGGGAAAGAACAGAGGUGUGUGAAAAAGAUAAGGAGAGGCAGCAGAAGGACACGAGUCCCUCGACCACCUGCCUUUCACUGACAAACAGUUGACAAAUGCACAUAAAACACACUUUGCUCCCUCACGCACACACACACACACACACACACACACACACACACACACACACACACAAUACAAACACACACAUAUUGAAAGAUUCACUGUGCAGACACUCAGAUGCUUAAGCAGUCACGUUGUUUUUGGAGAAACAAAAAGGCCUUACUACUGUGAGCGGAUCCUUACUGCAACGGUGGGGGCCCAACUCCUAUGCACUUUCACCCCAUGGAGAGUCAAGUGCACCCAGAAAAACAAGCACCAGAACUGAGGAGGAAGGUGCAGAAGAAGAAGAAGAAGAAGAGUGUGGACGGGGUCCAGCAUUAACUUGCCCUCCAUGGUAACCUGGCUGUGAUGCUGCCUUGAAUGCAAAGCGCUUAACACCUCCCUUAGGUACAAAACAAUUUCUGUAUAUUUAAAAAAAAAAAAAACAAAAAAAAAAGGUAGAGGAAAAGUACUGACGCAAGUGACAUCAUGAAAUGAUUGAUACCCUUUACCAAAGUGAACAGUUCAUACAUGGAAAGACAAGAGACUGAAACAGUUUCAGCCUCAAUGUCAGGUAUAUUUUUGAAUUAUAUAUAUAUAUAUAUACAUAUAUAUAUCAAAUGAUGUGCCUGUCUGAACCUUUACUAAGUCCAUAUUGGCCCAGAGCCUAGGCUUGUGUAGUUCUCUCUCCUUGCUGGCGACACGAAACACUGUAUCAGACUCAGUCACAGAGACAUUAUUGAAAUGUUGACUGAUUAAUAGCAUUAUAUCUGCAUCAUUUUUGAUGCUUUUACUCAUGUGUACCACCCGUCUUUUUUUUUUUUUUAAAUUCUUUAACUCUCCGUUCUUUAUUUUGUUUGAGUGUGUGAAUAUUUUUGGCAGGAAUGUGAUAGAGAGAAUGAGUAGGGAGAAAGAGAGCACAUUUUUAAUUAUUUUAGUAUGUAAUUUGUGUGUAUGUUUGUGUGUCCUUUUUAGUAAUGGUUGGUUUCUAAUCAGUGAAAUGUCCUCUGAUGUUUAACAUGUCGCAUUCAGAUCAGGAGUGCUGUUUCAAUGAAUGGAUUCUUCAUUUUUCCUUUUUUUGAUUCUAAGUAUUUUUUUAAAGGUUACUCAGGAUUCACGCAAAGUUGAAUAAUUAUUUUGCAAGAAUUUAUGUCAUUAAUAUGAAAUACACUUUAAAAAACGAAGAAAAUUAAAAAUCUGGGUGACUGAAGUAGUUUGUAAUCUCUUAAUGAACAACGUGACGACACAAAUUCAAGCAAUUGAAAUCCUCUGUGACAGAGGAGCAUACAGUAUGUGCUGUCUCUUGGCCAUUCAUACACUGUUUGCAUAACCUUUUUACAACCUCACUGGCAAAAAAGCUCAUAGAUUGUCAGCAGACUGCAAACGUCUCUCCUGCAGCGACACAACAUAAUUGUACAAUUCUGCAGUUCUAUAACAGUACAUUAGGCUGUUGUUUUUUUCUUUAAAUUCAGUGUUCUCUGCAUUGUUUUGUAAAGCAUCAGUCUAAAUUCACAUGAGAUAAACUGAAUCCUCAUCCAACCUUCAUUUUUCUCUUCUUAAAAGAUUUUUGUCACAACCCACAACUCGGCCAGUGUCUCAAGAAGGGAUCCAGGGUUUCAUGUCACUUUGGUUUUGUUUCUCUAUAUAUAAAUAUAUAUUUUAUGACAUGCCACGAGGCAGGUUACAAAACUACUAGUUCUCUAAUUUUGUCUCUAAGUACUCUUGGCAUUCCACUAGAAUAAGACGUUUUAUCAAAGGGAAGGCACAGUUGUCGCCUGGCUCCUUAUUAAAUCCUAACCUCUGGAGAAAAAUGUUAAGUAAGCAGUGUAAACCGAGAUAGUAAUAUUUAAAGACAAAAAAACUAGACACAGAUGUGCACAUUUUAAUACCAAACAAGUGUUUAGCCGCUGUACAAAAGAGUAUGUGCAUAUAAAUAUAUAUUUUUUAAAUAAUCAAAUGAAUGCAUCUGUUUUCUACACACAGCUGACAUAUUGUACAUUGCGAUCCUGUAAUUUACCUUUUGUGUUUCCAGAGUUUUUAUCGACUUCUAUUUACAGGUGUGGAACUGUGGGGCUUGGUGUUUUUGAUUUGGAUUUUUCCACUUGGUUUCAGUCUCUCCUAUUUUCUGUAUCAUAACCACUCUUGUAUCCCUCACUAUCUCUCUCUAUCACUGUCGUAUCACUUGACCCAACUAGUGCCAAACUUUACCUGCAUACUGUAAUUUGUGGGCCCUGUUAUGCUGAUUGGCAAAUAUUUCUCUGGGCUCCAGUACUGUUCAUGCAACAGAAACAGUCAAAUAUCCCUCCAGGAUCAAGUGACAACAACAAGAGUCAGAGUUGGACUCGGGUUAGGGCCGUAUACACGUUCUGACAAAUCUGUCAUCAGUUUUUGUUUUCACAUGGACCCAUGCUGGAUCAUAAAGCCUCGGUAGCUCCUGAACCGGACAUAUUCUGGCUCAUUAAGUUGUAAAAGUGUGUUCGCUUCUCACUGUGCAGUCCUUCGAACCACAGUGUCCUCUGAUGAUUGUGCCAUAAAUACAUCUAUGAAUGGUUGUUACCCUUAUGCAGCAUCAAUAUACGUAUGUUUGUCUAAUGUAACCAUUCACCCUUAUCUACAUUGUGGGGGCAACAGAUUUUUGUUGUUAUUUAUAGCUGUCAUAAAACACCAUCCCUUAAGUAUGA